Molecule: messenger RNA, 387 nt
Organism: Caenorhabditis bovis
Lineage: Eukaryota; Metazoa; Nematoda; Chromadorea; Rhabditida; Rhabditidae
Source: the annotation of a GenBank genome assembly
AUGGGAAUGGGAAUGAGGCCUGGAAAUCAAGGACCACCUCCACCAGACGAUACCAUCAAAGGAAGUGUAGGAGAAAAUGGUUAUAUUGGUAAUGUUGGAGGAUAUUCAAACGGAUGGAACAAUAUGGGACCAGAACCGAUGCCUGGAACAAACCAAAAUACUAUGAAUGGAAACUGGAAUGGUGAAGGAAAUAAUGAAAACAACAAUGACAACAAGGAAAUUGUUGGAAGUGUCGGCGUAGAAGAGCCUACUACAAGAAGACCUAUUUCUGGUGAUAACAACAAUAUGAAUGGAUACAAUGGUGGAUAUGGAAUGGAAAAUAAUUUUGGAAUUGAAAUGAAUAACAAUAAUUGGGGUCCUAAUCCAUGGGGUGCUGCACUCAAGUGA